UUAGGCUUGUGACAAAACUGAAUGAUAUCAUUAAGAUAAGAAUGAACAAAGAAGAAAAUGAGAAAGAAGACUUGGAGAGAAUUUUCCCUCCUUUUGUGUGGGCCAUUAGAGAUUUUACUUUGGACCUGGAAAUGGAUGGCAAAGCAAUUACCCCUGAUCAGUAUCUGGAAAACUGUCUGGAAGAGAAAACAGAAAAAAUGAAGGAGUUCAAUGAAUGCCGAAAAUGUAUCAAGAAGUUUUUUCCUGAUAAGAAAUGUUUUGUUUUCCCUCAGCCUGUUAAAAAGCAGGAUCUUAAAAGUCUUGAAAUCCUUAGUGAUGAAAAGCUGGAUGAGGAAUUUGUGGCUGUAUCCAAACAUUUCUGUGAUUAUGUAUAUGAGCGUGCCAAACCUAAAACUGUUCGGGGGGCCCUGCUGAAUGGCAGACCACUUAAAGUGAAUUUUGCAUAA
Molecule: messenger RNA, 446 nt
Organism: Protopterus annectens (West African lungfish)
Lineage: Eukaryota; Metazoa; Chordata; Ceratodontiformes; Protopteridae
Product: guanylate-binding protein 3-like
Exons: 3
Coding region: 42-446 (134 amino acids)
Molecular function (GO): GTPase activity; GTP binding
Source: RefSeq, a predicted model, not a curated record